This is a messenger RNA of Entamoeba histolytica HM-1:IMSS, 1062 nucleotides long. RefSeq lists its product as uncharacterized. The record is from RefSeq and is a predicted model, not a curated record. The transcript is spliced from 2 exons. Lineage: Eukaryota; Evosea; Mastigamoebida; Endamoebidae. Bases 1 to 1062 code for a protein of 353 amino acids.
AUGAGCAAUACACAACAAAACAUUUUUGAAACACAACCAAAUGAAAAUAAUGAAUUACCACCAGUAUUAAUAAGAGCAACUAAUCCAACAAUAGAAGAAGCAGCACCUAAGAAAACAAGAAAUCAAAAAGAUAAGAUGAAUCAGUAUAUUAAAAGACAACUAAAUGAUAAUUUGAAUGAUCUUAUGGAAGAUAUUAUUUCCGAGAAUAAACGAUUAAGAAAAGAAAUAGAGAAGAUAAGAAAUAUGUAUAAUCAAGAAAUGAAAACAAAUGAAGAAAUACGAAAUGGACUAUUAGAACAAAGACUAGAAUUUAUGGAAUUUGAUAAUUUUGAAGAUGAUAAUACAAAUGAAUAUAGAGAAGAAUAUGAAGAAUAUGAAGAUGAUGAUAUUGGAGAAGAAGAAAUAGAUAAAGAAAUUAAAGAAAGAUUAAGUAAUAUUAAAGGAGAGAAUCAAAUUAAAAAAGUUCAUCGACAAAUCUUCUUUUAUUAUAAUAGUUUUAAUAUUAUUAUUGGGAAACAAGGAGCAGGGAAAACAACAUUUAUAAUGAAAGAAUUAGCAAAACUCAAUAAAAUAGAACAUCAAUAUGAAGCGAUUAUUUAUGUAUCACAAAAUGCAGGAGAAGAUGAAACAUUUAAUCAACUUAAAGGACUUAUUAAAACACCAAUAUAUGGAAUGAAUUAUGAAAAAUUUAUGCCAGCAUUAAUGCAAUAUUAUAAACAACCACAAGAAAAACAUUUAAUAAUUAUAUUAGAAGAUGCAUCAUUUGCAUUAAUGAAAGAAGACAAAACAUGGGGAGAAAUUAUUACAAGAUUAAGACAUUUGAAAACAACAAUUAUUGUGAAUUUACAUAUAUGGAAGGCAUUAAAUGCAUCAUUUAAAACACAAAUUGCAACUAUUAUAAUAUUUAAAGGAUAUUCUAAAGAGAAUUUUGGAUAUAUUUAUAGACAAACAGCAGGAUCAGCUACAAAUUCUGUUGCAUAUUAUUUAUAUCAAAGUAUAAAUCAAAAUGAAGUAUUAAAAAUAGAUAAUUUAACAGGAGAUUUAAGAAUUAUAAAAAGAUAA